This is a messenger RNA of Lagopus muta (rock ptarmigan), 7264 nucleotides long. RefSeq names its product ankyrin repeat domain 34B (gene ANKRD34B). Bases 451 to 1869 code for a protein of 472 amino acids. Gene Ontology annotation, molecular function: protein binding. NCBI's taxonomy places the organism in Eukaryota, Metazoa, Chordata, Aves, Galliformes, Phasianidae. The record is from RefSeq and is a predicted model, not a curated record. The transcript has 5 exons.
CGGGGAGGCGCGGCUCUCACUGAGACCGCGGCGGGCGGCGGAGCGCCGCUCCAGCCCCGAGGAGCCGCGACGGGAACAGCGGGGGAGAUCGGAGCUGUUACACGGACCGGGAGAGUUCAAGGAGUUAAGUGGCAUCUCUGCUCUCACCAGUGAUCAGCAGUGUGAUAUUUGCUCCAUGAGGACAGAGAAAUAAGCACGAAGCCCCUGCACUAACUGUUCUCACUGCAGCUGAGGAGCCGUGGCGUGUCACAGCUGGACAAAGGCACCUCUGCCUAUGGCAGGGGUGGAGAUCUGAGAGCUGAUGCUUUUUGCCCAGGCAGUGUAUUACUCCCAGCUCCACGACAAGCACAGCAGCUUUGGCAUCACUUCAUUUGUGCAGUUUCACUCAGACUAGUAAGUUCUCCAAGCACUGUAACUAAGCUAGGAAGGUGUACCUAAAAGACAAGUGCCAUGAAUCAGACUAUAGAAGUGCCGACAGAAGGGAACUCCCUGAUCAGAGCUGUCUAUCAGAGUCGACUACGCCUCACCAGGCUGUUGUUGGAAGGUGGGGUCUACGUCAAUGAAAGUAACAAUAGAGGUGAAACCCCCUUAAUGAUUGCCUGUAGGACAAGACAUUCAGACUCUCAGAGUGUCAGCAAGGCAAGGAUGGUUAAAUAUCUACUGGAAAACAAGGCAGAUCCAAACAUCCAGGACAAAUCUGGAAAGACAGCCUUGAUGCAUGCAUGCCUAGGAAAAGCGGGGCCUGAGGUGGUUUCUCUGCUGCUGAAAAGUGGAGCUGACCCAAGUCUACAAGAUCACUCUGACUGCUCUGCGCUGGUGUACGCAAUAAACUCUGAAGACAGAGAGACUCUGAGAAUUCUUCUCAAUGCCUGUAGAGCAAGAGGAAAGGAGGUUAUCAUAAUCACAACAGAGAAGUCUCCAUCAGGAAGGCUGACAACAAAACAGUACUUAAACGUGCCCCCUCCAGAACUUGAGGUAUGCCACUCUCCAGUUUCCUACAUUGCCCCAUCCAAAAUAGAACUGACAUUAUCACCCCCACUUUCAAGCUCAAAUGAAACUAAAAGGGCAAACUUCAGCUUCAGUGAUCUGGAGCAUCCCGAACACAAUGACCAUUCUCAGCCAGUUUCACCAAGAAAUUCAGGUUCAUCAGGCAUGGGACCCAACCUGACACAUUUGCAGCAAUUUCAGUCUGAGCCGUGGGUAAAGCGCUCUACUUCCUCGUUUCACCAGAAUAAGAUUUCCAAUCUACGUGGAGAGCUCCAGGAUAUAACUCCAGAAGAAAAGCUCUCUUCCAAAGCCAGUGGCUUUGCCUUACCAAAGAAGUUUGUUAACAGGCUCCAAAAUAUUGACAUAAAAGACACUGCUAAUUUACUGAAAAGUGCUGCUCAGAGUAGAUCAAAGAAAUUAUACAAGGUGAUAAACACUCAGACUUGUAGUGAAGAGGAGCAUCUUCCCAGUGAGAUCCUUGGGGGUGAGGAUGAGAAUUCUAGUUUGGGACCAACCAGCUUAAUUUCAAACCUACGCAGUAUUAUCAAAAAAAGAAGCUUAGGAGCAAAUCAUCACAGCGCUCAUUCUCAGUUAGCUACUGCUCUACAUCCUGCUGCUGCAGAAGACAGUAAGUCAGUGAUAGGAAAGAAGAAGACUGUGUCUCCAACUCACUCUUUGUUUUCAAGUUCUAGAGAUUUACUGGAGAAAAUACCUUCUGUUCCCAGGAGAAUUAAAAAUGAGACUUUUCCAGAAAGACAGGGUUCAGGAGCCUUUCUGCUGGAUAACAGUGCUCGGGCAAGACCAGCUUUUCUUCCACCGCUCAAUGUGAAUCUGCAGCCCCCAAUUCCGGAUGUUAAUUUCUUACAUAAGAAAUUACCCUAGAAACCUUAUGGGCAAAAACAAUACCAGCAGCACCUGCUUCCCUUAGCGAGACCAAAAAUACAAAAAAGCUACUAAGGAAGCAGUCAUUACAGACUUAGCAGAUUAGGCAAUUAGUGAAUUUUUGACAGGAGAUUGAAGAGUUAUAAAAUGUUUACAAUGUGUACAGACUCACUGCUCUACCUAACUGUAAAAGAUGGCAGAUCUGUGAUGUAGGGCUCUCAGCCUCAGAAUGAAUUAAAUGGCUUAGGUACUACAUCAAAAGAUAUACUUACCCAUCUAAUGAAUUAAUUAAAUGAUGUUGCUUUCUGCAGACUGAGGAAUAUUUAUUAUAUGCUCUUAAUUUCAGCUUUAGCACUGAAGCCUUACCCACAUCAGUCUGAAUGUAUGAGGGAUAUUAGGUGAUGCAGUUCUCAGUUCUAGGUUGCAAGUUUUGCCCAAACACUGCCUUGUUUUUCCAUCCAGACAAGUUGUACAAAUGAAAUUUGGGAACCUGGAACAUUUGACUUUGAUGCUGGACAUGAGAGUUUUGUGAUAUCCAGGCAUUCCAGACACGAGCCUGUGCUUGAAGGGUGGGCAGUGGUGGGUGCCAAUAGGCAACAUCCUCUGGCUUCAGUGAAUUUACUGCUUGUAAACAGACAAUGCACAGACUAUAAAUGAAAACAGAUGUUACGAAGCUAUGCUGUGUGCAUAGCUUCACUUGAGAAAUUCCAGAUGAAGACUGGGAAUCUGCUCGAUGUGCCCACUGGGAAUCGGCACAGUACACAGACCUCCAAGCGCUGCAGCUGGGCAUUCAGCAUCUGACAGCAGUCCAGCAUGGAGCCAUGAGGCCAGCAGAGUGCCUGAGUGGUGCUCUCGCUUCUGACGUAAAAUGACCAAACCCUGCUUGCAGCACCAGGUAGCCACGUCCAUCAACAUGGGCUUCUCAGGCUGUCUGCUGGAGUUCACUGAUUAAAACAAGGAUGGGUGGGGGAGGUAAAGGCUCUGUCAAAAUGGAGCUGUUACUUGCAGCUUCAGGCAGAACACGUGGGACCUUGUCCUCCCCAUACGCGUGUUUCUUCUCUACACAAGAUGCAGGUGGUGGAAGGUAUCACAUACCUUUCCUCGACUGGGAGCAAGGGUGAGCUCUGUCCUGCUCUCACAUAUUAAAAGAAAAUAAUAAUAAUUAAAAAAAUCCAACAAUGGGGAUAUUCACCUGGGAGCUGGAAGACCUCAUCUUGCCUAAUUUGAAGCAAGAGUAUGAGUUUGCUACAGGUCAGAAACAUGCUCUGCCUCUAAGAUAAUUCAUAUAUAUUUUUAAUCGUUUCUAUCAAAGAUGUGCUUUUCCUUCCUGUUUGGUGUUUUGUGGUUCCAAACAUCUAUCUUGCAUUUGUGUAUGUUCUGUAGAUGAUUUAUGGCAUCAAAUCUAACAUUUAAUAACUUGUCUUCUAAAGCUUGAGAACUAUUUAAUGUGCUCUCUUUCGCCAAUAUUUACCAAAAACAAACAAACAAACAAAAAAGCCAUCUGUAUUGGUGUCUGUAUAACCUGAGUUUCUGUAUGCCAAAAUGAGGUGCCCUGUCCUAAAAAUACUGUGGGUGUUAUCUGUCGUCUUCUGGAUUCUGUCAAAAUUCACUCUGCGCUGUUGCCUAAUGAAUAGCUGUAUGAGUAGUGAUGUUGUUUAGUCUUGCUCUUACUAUAAGACAGUUUCAAGUAAAUAAUAAAUGUACAAUCUCUCUGUAAAUUCCUUUAGAUGGAAAAAUAUAAAAAUAUAUAAAAAUGAAUAUGAAUAUAUAAAAAUAUAGAAUAUAUAUAAGAAGCCCCUAAUAUGUAUUUUUUGAAGAAGGAAAUUUUCGACAUACAGAAAUAGCAUGGUUUAACAUCCCUGCUCAACAACACUGAACAAAAUGCACAUCCAGAACUACAGAUUUAAAUCUUAAAAUGAUUUUUCAAUACCAAGUCUUUUCAACCUCUAGAUUAUAGAGAUUCUGUGAGAAUUGCUCUCUGUCCAAACUCCCACAGGUAACCGGAAUGAGCGAAGAAGGAAACCUGUUCCACUGUAGUCAAAAUUAACUCCUCCACAAAAAAUAUAUAAGCCUUGAAAGUCGCAGUGCUCACAGCUCUGCUAACCUGAGAUGUGUAGCACCCUGAUGCACAGUGACCCGCACAGAGUUUGACGUGGAUACAGCUGUCACACUUGCUUUGUUACUUCAUCAAGUAUUCCUCAGUGGGUGUCUCAGAAAUAACCAGUUCCGGUCACAAACACGUUGCUGGCGACAGGAAUAGGGUAUUUAUUUGAUUGCUUGUUCAUCUUUCAGAGAAGGACUGUUCAUCCCUUGAAAGUUCCUUACUCAUUUAUGGAUGAGUAAGAAUGGGGUAGAUUUAGCUCCACGAGGUUACACAGUUGAGCAGUCAGAACUGAGGCAGUUCCAAAGUGAUGUUAUGUCAUACUGCUAACCACUGGCACACGUGGUGAAGCUUGUGGAGAACGUGGUUCCAUUCAGGUGCAGACUGGAGAACAGUGCUGUAUUUCGGGAGGCAUUACUGGACCAGCCUCAGCACAUGCGUGGCAGAAACAAGAAAGAUGAGGUGGGAAGCAUGUUGUAGCAGAGAAAUUACGUGGAGUAACAUUAGGCAAUCUUAAAUUACUAACCAUAAAUUUAAAAAUCAGUCCAUAUAGACACAGCGUGUAUGCAACACAGUGUACUUAUGAAGUGGUUUUUAUGCUGUUUGUGGAAAGUGAAUUCUAGUCUAUUCAUUUCAUGAUUAAUGUAAGUACUGAGAGUUAAAACUAUGUCUUUAAGAAAUACUUUUUUCCUUUUAGAAAGUACCAGUUAAUGAUAAGAUUUUCUACUUGUAUCUUCUCUAAAAGUCUCUUUUCUGCUCUGUGGGUUUGUAAUUAAUCAUGUAUUAACUUAUGCACUGCUCUCUGAAAUAGUACUUUUUUAGAAGUGUUUAGAAGAUGGAGGAGAAUGCCCAAUGCCUUGAGAAGAGAGAUCUUUCUGCCAUGUUGCCAAUACUUUGUGCCUAAUUUUCACGCAGAAAUAAUGUGAAAAGUUAAUGUGUUUAUUGUUGCAUCAGUGUUAAAAGUGACCUUAAAAGUAAAAACCGUUCAGUUGUGUUUUCUUGUUGUUGUAAUGAUGCAUAAAUAAAAGUUGGUUUUUUUCCCCUUCAGACAAUGUGGAAAUAGACGUAUCCAUUUAUUUGCCGUUUAGGAGAUGCUGAAUCACUGCCAAAGAUACUGCUAAGUGUUCCUCAGGCUGUCUCUGAACUGGAAAACUGGAACAGUUUAAUCAAACAGAGCUGAAUUUGUACACAGUAAUGUCUGAGAGAGACACUCUCAGUAGCUUAUUUUAGCAAUUGAAUUGAAGAUACAGUUCUGCCAUUCCUGAAACAUCCCAUCUGUUUCCCAGUUAUCCUUAGGCAAAGAGUUCCCAACAGACCUGAUUUAUAAUAUUAAAUUCCAUCCCCCAGGCUCAAAGAUUUAAAAACAACAAAACACCUUUCAGGUGUUCUUCAUGCAUAUCGAUGAAGAAAACACGAGGGGAAACCUUUUCCUUGCCUCAUGUUGGCUUUUCAGGACUGUGGCUUCCCACCCAGCAGAUCAUUUGUUCUGUUUCACAUCUGGCAGUGAAAAAUUAGGGAAGCUCAUUCAUUUACGCUUCUGAGAAGAUUAAAAUAUCAGUCCUUGAAAAGCCCUGCAUUAAACUACAUAAAAUAAGUGAUACUUCCAUGAGUAAGCAUUCCUGUCAAUGUAAAUUACAGCUCUGAGGAAAAUGCACUGACUUACGAGAUUGCUGGUUCUGGAUCUCUGUGACAGACUUUUGCAGAUCUGGUACAAAUUCAGAAAGAUGAUUUUUUUUCCUCAAUCUUUCCAUUUUCAUCUGCAAGAUACUGUGCAAUACUGCGAAAUGUCUUCUGUGAUUGCCUCACAAAAGCAGUGAUUACCUAACAUCCACUACACUUAUGUAUUUCAUAUUUUGGUUCGCUAUGUACAAGAACAGCAAGUCACUACAAAAACGCUGCAAAAAAGACAUGUCCAUGGCUGCAUUUAAUGUGCUGUGCUCAAAGUGCAGCUUUGAAAAUAUCCUUCCCUGUCCUUUUUGCUUUUACUUUUGCAUUAAGGAGGAAGUUGUCUGCAGGGACUGUUUCUUUUUUGUCUUACAGCUAUAGAGCAGAGGGCAGCAUCUCCAAGCAUUCAGUGCAGCUACAUGAGAAAACAAGUAAAUUAAAAGUUGCUAAAAUGUAGGUUUUUUCCUUCUGUCAACACUUAAUAAUACCUUCAUCUUUAUGCAUAUCAUGAGAUACAAGUAGUCAACUUUGUUUUUUUCUUUUUUUUUUUCCCCCUGAAAUCAGAUAUCUGUAAUUAGAUUCCUUCACAAGCAAAGCAUGACACCACUUGUUCACAACACCGUCCAUGUAACAGGAGCACGGGUCACUAACAGAAAAGAUAACAUUAGUCAGUCACACAAAUCAUCCUGACCAGAUUCAAACUGUUCUCAUUAGAAGAUGAGUUUUUUUUCACUUUCAAAUUUAAAUCCAGAGUUGGAGGGAGGGAUACUAAAAUACUUCACAGUACUUCUCAGCAAAGUAUUUUUUCCAUCAAGUUUUGCUGUUGCUGCAGGGCCUUCAAAGAGAUCACUGCCAAUAUAAAUGCAUCUUAAGAAAACUCGGGUUUUCUCUGCAGAGUGAACUGGUACAAAAUGCCAAUUUUUAUGACUAACAUCUCUGAUAAAUGUCCCAGCUAUUAAUAGUUUCUAAGUCUUACAAUCCUUCAGAAAAAUUGUCCUUUAAAAAUAUACAUCCUGUUCUGCUCCUGUUGUUCAGAGAUAGGACCUGUUAUCUGAGGUAGGUGCCUCCUCGGACAACGUUUGUAACUGAGAGGGAGCACAUACGUCCCAUGAACAUCCCUGCUUUUUGCAUCUUACACUGUAAAAACACAAACACACUUUUCUAUGUCUGACAGAAUGAAUAACAGAACCUGAGGGCCCUGAGUAGGGGUGCUGAUAGAAGCAUCUGAGCUACUUGGUGCAAAGGCUUUGCACAUUCCUUACAAGUAUUUGUCAGAAGACAACAAAGGGGAAAGUAAAUUUCUAACAACCAAUCAAACUACAGGAAUUAGAAUUGUUCAAAAACGUAUUUUGUACCUGUAUUAGUCCCCUGGGGUAGUCUUUACUGUGCAGAAGGUGAAAUGUGCCAUUAAAUCUUAAAGAACCCCAAAAUCUUUGUCUAAGAGGAAUGCUUGGAGGUCUUAUCAAUCCCCCACCUCAGAGCAAGAUUUGCCUCACCCCUACUGCUCACCUGCUCCUUGGAAGCAAACCAGCAUCAUCAGUGAGUGUUGUAAACAGCACACCGUUUCCCUUAAACUGGGAUUUGGGAAGCCAAAGUGUUAACACUGCAGCACUUAAGAAAGUACCAGAC